Molecule: messenger RNA, 543 nt
Organism: Punica granatum (pomegranate)
Lineage: Eukaryota; Viridiplantae; Streptophyta; Magnoliopsida; Myrtales; Lythraceae
Source: RefSeq, a predicted model, not a curated record
GAGGGCAUUCUCGUCAUUAUGUGCUCCCGGAGUCAGACUGCUGCUGCUAGGGUUCAUUUUCUAGCUCACAGUCUUCUCCGUCGACCGCGAAAUCGCCGAAAACCCUCGGCCGAGCCUCCGACGUUCACAAUCUCAGCUCCUCCCUCUGAUUCGCGAAAUGGCGAAGUCGAAGAACCACACGGCGCACAACCAGUCGUACAAGGCACACAAGAACGGCAUCAAGAAGCCCCGCCGCCACCGCCACACCUCCACCAAAGGGAUGGACCCAAAGUUCCUGAGGAACCAGAGGUAUGCGAGGAAGCACAACAAUGUGAAGAACGAAGCAGCUUCAGGGGACGAGUAGAUUCGGGAUGAUAUCAGAGAGGCCAUGUUCAUUCUCUCUGUUACUCUUGACCCGUUAAUUAGGAAUCCUUAGCACGAUUCCACCUUGCAAUUUUGUUUUUCUUGUUGAUGAUCUUGUUUGCUGUUUCCUCGUGUUGAUUAUCGACAAAUUUGAGAUGUUAUUGAACAAUCAGUUAUUGACGAGGUUUGUCUUCACUCCUA